Messenger RNA from Cajanus cajan (pigeon pea), 1285 nucleotides. The record is from RefSeq and is a predicted model, not a curated record. NCBI's taxonomy places the organism in Eukaryota, Viridiplantae, Streptophyta, Magnoliopsida, Fabales, Fabaceae.
UAUGUUGAUUAGUAAGGUAAUUUUUUAGCUUCACCUUUUCUGUUAAAUGCAGGAUUUCAAACCCUAGAGGAGCUAUAUAUUAAGACAUGGUUGCACAGGUUUGCAGAAAAGGUAUCCUGUGCAUUCAUGUUGAUAAGUAACAUAGGAGGGAGCCAAUAUUCAACAAAAAUAUAUUGCUGAGAAGGUUUCUGAUUUACUCAAGAUUGGGUCGAAUACAUUCACAGGUUUUGCUGUUUGAACCCCAAAAUGCCAAAGCGAAGAACGAAGAAAACCGCAAAAGCAACCGAAUCUAAAGCUGAAGAUGAACCUCAAACUCGAACGCAGGCGUCUCAAUUCAUGGACCUCGAAAUCCAAGCGAUGGAGCGACAAAUUGGAGCGAUUAGGGCGGUUCGCGACGUGGAGAUCGAGCACUUGCUGACGGAGCUGCGCUUCUUGCGGUCGCGUUAUAGCAGCGAGCAGCUUCAGAAACCGCUAUUUCAGGUUUUGGAAGAAACCCUACCCAACCUCUCUGUGGUGAACGACGAGCGCAACGGGAAAGUGGAAGUGAAAUGGAGAGAGAAAGAGACUUGCAAUGACGUGCACGCUUCUUUGCUCCAAAGGUUGUCCAUCGCUUCCAUCCCUCGCUUCACUGGCUUUGAAUAUUCCACCAAUGCAGGGAGAAUUAGCUUUGGUGGUGCUGAUAACCUACAUUUCAAAGACAUUGUUUUGGAGGAGCCAUCUGACACUCAGACGCUAGCAUUGCAAGAAGGCCUUCAGACUCCCGGUGUGACUAGUCAGAGGUUGUCUGUUGGGAUGACACCCAAAACACUUAGGCUGCCCAAACCUGGGGAGAUGCUUCUUUCUGUCCAUGGAUCACCUCUAGGUGUUUACAAGGACAAUAACAUGGAAGCCAUACAUGAGUCGGAGGAGGGUUGAAUAUGCCAUCGGGGUCCGUUGUCCUCCAUGAACAAGCUCUACAAGUCAUUAUGUGCACUGAGCAAUACCAUUUCUGUCAUGAUUGUGAUCACUCUAGAUGACUACUUUAAAAUUAAUGGCUCCUUGUUAUUAUUUUUUCAGUUAGCAUUGCAGAUUUCCAGUUUUGCGAUUGACAGUCACAUAGAUGAUUUUGGUCUUGCUCCUUUUGUAAAUUUUGGAAUGGGAUGCAGCUGGAAGAGUCCUACAGAAUUGUCACACUAUUGCAGUAUUUUAUUGCUAAUUUGCAUUACGCGUAUGAAAAGGUUGUAAAAACGCUUUGGCACCGGAACUUUUUAAUCAAGCAAUAACAAUUAUUGAGAUUCUUCUUUUA